Messenger RNA from Morchella sextelata, 390 nucleotides. RefSeq lists its product as uncharacterized. Lineage: Eukaryota; Fungi; Ascomycota; Pezizomycetes; Pezizales; Morchellaceae. Bases 1 to 390 code for a protein of 129 amino acids. The transcript has a single exon. The record is from RefSeq and is a predicted model, not a curated record.
AUGCCUCAAAAGGCGGUUCUCAGUACCGUACAAGAACCACUACCGGCACAGCGUGUUCGUGUUCGUGUUCACCGGUAUAACCCAUUUCGUGCUUGUGAAAUUCAGCCCCGAGAGCGGUUUGUCAAUGUCAAUAGCUUCGCGGGUCCGCCGCUUCCUGCUCUUGAUCCCCUACUCCGCCGAAUAAGCAUCGACCAUCACCCGACUCCGCACAACCGCGCCCGCUGCGUACCGAUCGACGCUCAUCUUCCAAGGACAUCGUCCCCUUCAGCUCUCGCCUCCCAAAGCCUAUACCUGGCAUCUCAACCAUGCCACCCGGCCACUCACCCGCCCCACCACCCCACAGCACCACCCCACACCACCGCAGACAAGCCACCUAUCGAUGUCAAUUAA